AUGCCUUAGCGAUCUCUUCUCACUGCACCAAAACUAAACGGCGCUGAAUAGAGCUGAACAAAGCGUGCAUGAUCUUCGCUGAGAAGAGUCAAGGCAGAACUAGGUAGGGAGUGGAGGCGCUAAUCGUGAUGUUUAUAUCGUACCACAGCCUUCCAUUGUUUGUGGGCGGAGUACAAGAAUAUAACGUCUAAAGGAACACCUCUCUCAGAAAGUAACACCUCAUUUCAUUACUAGCAUACAUACCAUGGCGACAACCGACUCCCCAGAAGUGUCCGGGGAAGACGGAGAGCUUGACGAAGACCUACUCGACGACAUCCUAAGCCGCGCCCAGGAGUGCGAGAAAUCAAGACAGUGGGAGGAAUACAAUGAGCUCCGACUCCAAAGCAUCGACAUGUUCUCACAGCAUUUCGGGCCAGACCACAGAAUACCGUUAGACUACAAGAUGAACCUCGCCUACAACUAUCGCACGCAAGCAAAAUUCCCACAGGCUGAAUCCGUUGCUCGCGAUGUUGUCGAGCGGCGGCGCAGAGUACUCGGUGAUCAUGCCGACACAGCUAGCGCCAUGAAUAGCUUGUCGAUUAGCAUCAAGGCCCAGGAGCGAGUGGAAGAAGGGCUUAGGCUGGACGAGGAAACGCUGGAAAUGCUGCAGCGUGUGCAGGGAGAUGGGGAAGAUGCUACACAGGCAGCGAUGCAGAAUCUCGGUAAUAGCUAUUUCAAUGUCGGCCGGCACGAGGAGGCGGCCGAGCUUCACCAGAAAGUCGUUGACUUCCGGGUACAAAAAUUGGGAAAGAAUAACCGCGAGAGUAUCAUCACUAUGGAUAUGCUCGCGAGGGAUUUCACCGCCCUUGAUCAAUGGGACAAGGCGAAACAGCUACAAGAGGAGGUGAAUGGUCUGGCAAAGGUGAACUUCGGCUACGGCGACAAUACUACCAUCACCUGCAUCCUGAACCUAUUAAAAACGUACCGUCAUCUGGGGGAACCAGAUAAAGCACUAAGGAUGAUGGAAGAUGCAUUAGCGUCCUUCCGACAGCUAGGUCGUGAUCACACCGAGCCCAGCGCGUCACUCAUGAAGCAGCUAGCAAUAGUGUAUUCUGAUGAAGACAGGUUCGAGGAGGCUGAGCCGCUGUUUGAGGAGUUUUAUGAGUGGAUUAAGGGGGUUUUGGGACCUGAUCAUGAGGUGACGGAAGAGGCGAGAUUGGAUUUGACAGAUAACUUGGUGGCCCAGGGAAAGCUUGUGUGGACAAGCCCCUACGGGGCUUUGGAAUGAAUAAGUCGAACUGGGUUCAUAAUAAUAAUAUGCUACAUUCACAGCAGCGUAAAUGGUUCCAACAUAGCACGUCAUGCAAAUUGACCUUCUAGAAAGAAAAGGUUACUGGAGCAGGGUGGGCAAACCGCCAGAUACAUCGAGUUUAAUACUAGAUCAUAUUGUCUAUUUACAACUGUUGCUAAAGACCGGCUUACAUUCAAAAUGCAAGAUUCAACCAAA
Molecule: messenger RNA, 1486 nt
Organism: Pseudogymnoascus verrucosus
Lineage: Eukaryota; Fungi; Ascomycota; Leotiomycetes; Thelebolales; Thelebolaceae
Exons: 1
Coding region: 245-1267 (340 amino acids)
Molecular function (GO): protein binding
Source: RefSeq, a predicted model, not a curated record